Molecule: messenger RNA, 1287 nt
Organism: Prosopis cineraria
Lineage: Eukaryota; Viridiplantae; Streptophyta; Magnoliopsida; Fabales; Fabaceae
Product: proteasome subunit alpha type-4-like
Exons: 2
Coding region: 164-916 (250 amino acids)
Biological process (GO): ubiquitin-dependent protein catabolic process
Cellular component (GO): proteasome core complex, alpha-subunit complex; nucleus; cytosol
Source: RefSeq, a predicted model, not a curated record
ACCCAAAAAGAGAAAGAGGCCCAAUUCAUUGACCCAACAAAACUUGCUUGGAGAAGAAGAAGCUGCACCUUUUUUCGGGUUCAAGGAGCUCUUGUGUGCUCCAUCGCGAAGUCAUCUGCGGAAUUUCCUGAUUCUCCGAGAAGAACAUCAUUUAGAGAUCAAUAUGUCUCGAAGAUAUGAUAGCCGUACAACAAUCUUCUCUCCUGAAGGCCGUCUUUACCAAGUAGAGUAUGCAAUGGAGGCUAUUGGAAAUGCAGGUACUGCUAUAGGGAUCUUAUCUAAAGAUGGGGUUGUAUUGGUUGGUGAGAAAAAAGUGACAUCCAAGCUUCUGCAAACCUCAACUUCAACUGAGAAGAUGUAUAAGAUUGAUGAUCAUGUUGCUUGUGCUGUGGCUGGUAUAAUGUCUGAUGCCAACAUCUUGAUCAACACUGCCAGGGUCCAAGCACAACGCUACACUUACGCCUACCAAGAGCCUAUGCCUGUUGAACAGUUAGUUCAAUCUCUGUGUGAUACCAAGCAAGGUUACACACAAUUUGGUGGUCUAAGGCCAUUUGGAGUCUCAUUCCUUUUUGCUGGAUGGGACAAAAAUUAUGGUUUUCAGCUUUACAUGAGCGACCCUAGUGGAAAUUAUGGUGGUUGGAAAGCUGCAGCUAUUGGUGCAAAUAACCAGGCAGCGCAGUCAAUACUUAAGCAAGAUUACAAGGAUGAUAUUGCUAGGGAGGAAGCUGUGCAGCUGGCACUCAAAGUUCUCAGUAAAACUAUGGACAGCACAAGUUUGACCUCUGAUAAACUCGAACUCGCUGAGGUUUUCCUGUCACCUUCUGGAAAAGUAAAGUAUCAAGUUUGCUCACCUGAGACGCUGACUAAGCUGUUGGUGAAGUUUGGGGUUACACAGCCAGCUACGGACAUUGCCUAGUUUGUUGGCAGUUCCAUGGUUAGUCAAGUUUAAAUUACAAUCAUUUAGUUUGGACUUUGGAUUGCCUAUGCCUUUCUGCCGAGUACACUGCAGAGGAUCUGUAAGGGAGAGAUAGGAAAAGAGAGUUGAACUCAGAUGGGAUUUCUCACCUCUCCUUUUUCUACCUCUCUUUUAUUGUCCUCUUCUGUUGCUGAGAAGAUCCAAAUCACUUUCUGUAAUGUCCAUUGAAAGGUCGAAUACUAUUCCAAAUAUGUUUUAGAACUGUGAACUUGUAAUUUGUUGGUGAUUUAAGUGGUUUUGGAUUCCAUGUUCUCGGAUUCCCGAAACUUUUUAGAUACAUAUAAUUUACUUCAUUUGGGUUUUCUCAUUUA